Molecule: messenger RNA, 6704 nt
Organism: Acanthaster planci (crown-of-thorns starfish)
Lineage: Eukaryota; Metazoa; Echinodermata; Asteroidea; Valvatida; Acanthasteridae
Product: CLIP-associating protein 1-A-like
Biological process (GO): mitotic spindle assembly; establishment of mitotic spindle localization
Cellular component (GO): microtubule organizing center; kinetochore; spindle microtubule
Molecular function (GO): microtubule binding
Source: RefSeq, a predicted model, not a curated record
UUUUACAUUAUAGCCCAUUUAAGCAAUAUUUUACCAUUUGAAGUGCCUUGUUUGUCACUUUGUAGAUGCCUUGUCUUGGCACAUGUAGCUUUGUGUUUGUUAUGCUGGAAACUCUGUGUCUUCAGUCACAUUCUUAAUAAUUUUUUGAUUCCUAAGCUGAUCUGUGCAUUGUUUGUGUUGUGUUUACAUUCAGCUGCAACUACACCAGGACGAAGUGCCAUCCCAACACCUGGGGGUAGAACAAGUAGAACGAAAAGCAGAAUUGGUGUCUCUCAGUCACAACCUGGUAGUCGGACAAAUAGCCGGUCUAGUUCCCCAUCAACACUCCGUAUACAGCAAGGCUUAGCUGUGAAUGGUAGCACAGCUACUGCAGCACGAAGACGCAAUAAGAGCGGGAUACCAGUGCCUCGUAGUCAGGGCACCAGUAGGGAAGCCAGCCCCAGCAGAUACAAUUUUGCUUCUCGAGAUCGUCGACUGAGUAAUUCUUCAGGGAGUCAGACCCAGAAAGAGGUGAACCAUAAGGGCAAUAUCUUAACACAACGAGUCUUGGAACCAGGGCAAGAUGCUGAGACAGCGCUUGCUAUGGCCUUGGAGGAUCAAAUUGCCCUAGAUGACCCCUCACUUGGCGACAGUGAGUUGGUGGGUCUUGACCAGGAACUUGUUGACUCGAUAGAAAACGAGCUGUUCUUGAGAAAAAUACAGUCUCAACAGGCAAAAGCAAGUCGUAGGAGAUGGGAUAGUUACUCCGAUGAUGAGAGUGAAACCUCUAGUGUGUGCUCAGUGGGAUCGUUUGGUUCAGGCAGGGAACGUGCUUUUGAGGACAUUUCGGAGAUUCUCAACAAAAUGGCUAGUCCAGGCUGGUCAGAGAGGAAGGAGGGACUGAUAGGCAUGCAGAAUAUUCUCCAGAGCUCUAGGCCUCUUAGUCGGGCAGAGUUGAAGAGGGCCCAGGAUAUUUUCACACGAAUGUUUGCUGAUGCACACAGCAAGAUAUUUAGCCUUUUCCUGGAAACCCUCGUUGAGUUUGUCAUUGUCCACAAGGCAGACCUGUCUGAUUGGCUGUUUGUCUUGAUGACACGACUCCUGAUGAAGAUGGGAGCUGACCUCUUGGGCUCGGUGUUGCACAAAGUUCAAAGGGCACUAGAUGUUGUCAGGGAAGCAUUUCCUUAUGACCAGCAAUUCAAGAUUCUUACCAGGUUUAUUGUGGAUCAGACACAGACACCAAAUAACAAGGUCAAAGUUGCCUUACUACGCUACAUGGAGAGCCUGUCAGAGCUAAUGGAUCCAUCACAGUUUACCAAUUCUAGCGAAACUCGUCUGGCUGUUUCAAGAAUCAUCAGUUGGACAAAAGAAGCCAAGAGCCCUGAUGUCAGAAAGGCAUCUCAGUCUGUUCUGAUUGCUCUGUUUGAGCUCAACACACCUGAAUUCAGCGCAAUGCUAUCAGUGCUCCCCAAGACAUUCCAGGAUGGUGCCACCCGGCUUUUACAUAACCAUCUUCGCAACGCUACAGUCAAUGAAAAUGAGAGCAUAGCAGUUGACUUACAGCGGAAGGCAUCACCACGCUCACCUUACAAAGCCUCCCCUCGAUCUACUGACUCCUCACCCCGUGGCAGCUAUGCCAGUAAUGGACCACCUGAGAUAGAUGCUGAGAACAUGAACUCUGAGGACAUCUAUGACUCAUUGCGUCGUACCACAGCUGCCAUCCAAAACUUCACCUAUAGCAGCAGAGAUGACUUGGAUGCAUUCUUGAAGGAAGGCCAUCGUGUUGACAGUGACGAGGUAUCUGCAGAUAGUGGCAUCACAAGUUCCAUGACUGAUGUUAGGGUGGACAGUCCUCCAGGCAAGGUGAAGGCAUAUCAAGACUAUUUGCCGAUGUCCAAUGACACUGCUUAUGCGCGCCAACAGCAGCAGCAGCAGCAACUUAGCCUUGCCAACAUCCCUGCUUCAUUCUCUUCCUCUUCUGUUCCACACAACUCCUACUAUCCCAUCAUCCAUCGGGACAAUGGAAUAUCAGAUACCAGACUGACAGUUACUGAUGGUCCGUAUGAUGAUGAUCUAUUGAGUGAAGGUGAUCAUGUAGACAUCCUAGUGCCUCUUCUUACUGAGCUUUCAAACCACAAUCAAAGGUUUGAAGAAAGACGAACUGCUAUGAUGCAGCUGAUUAAGCUGACAAGAUCUGAGAGUGUGACCAUGUGGGAUAAUCACUUCAAGACAGUCCUGCUUCUUAUGCUGGAAACUCUUGGAGAUGUGGAGGCUUCCAUUCGAGCAAUGGCCCUUCGUGUCUUGAGGGAAAUCUUGCGCAACCAACCAGACAGAUUCAAAGAUUAUGCAGAGCUGACUAUUCUUAAGAUACUGGAGGCUCACAAAGAUCCACAGUCUGAGGUUGUUCGUGCUGCUGAGGAAACAUCAGCUACUUUGGCUCAUUCCAUAGCUCCUGAUCAGUGUGUACGAGUUCUGUGUCCUAUCAUACAAACGGCAGACUAUCCUAUCAAUCAGGCUGCCAUCAAGAUGUUGACCAAGGUAAUAGAAUUGAUGCCUGAGCUGGAACUGGAAGAAAUUGUCGCAGAAAUUGUCCCAGUAUUACUAAAGUCUUAUGAUCAUCCUGAGAGUAGUGUCCGGAAGGCUAGUGUCUUCUGUUUGGUGGCUAUUCAUAGUGUCAUAGGUGACAGACUGAAAGAGCAUCUUGGAAGCUUGUCAGGAAGCAAGACAAAACUUUUGAAUCUGUACAUCAAGAGAGCACAAUCAGAGAAGCAGACCAAUGUGCCAUCACCUAGCUCACCUUCAGCUUUGUCAAGUGGAAGCAGAUAGCUGUCCCAAGCAACAACAGACCACUGUGCCCUCACCUAGCUCAACCUCCGCUCUGUCAAGUGGAAGCAGGUCGCUGUCCCAAGCAACAGACCACUGUGCCAUCAUCUAGCACACCCCAGCUCCGUCAAGUGGAAGCAGGUGGCUGUCUCAAGCAGUAACAGACCACUGUGCCAUCAUCUAGCACACCCUCAGCACUGUCACAUAGAAGCUGAUCACCGUCCCAAGCAACAACAGACCACUGUGCCAUCACCCACAUGUAUAUGUAGCUCAACCUCAGCAUUGUCAAGUGGAAGCAGGUUGCUGUCCUAACCAAAAACAGACCACUGUGCCAUCAUCUAGCUCACCUUCAGCUCUGUCAAGUGGAAAGCAGGUUGCUUUCCCAAGCAGCAACAGACCAAUGUGCCCUCACCUAGCUUAACCUCAGCACUGUCAAGUGGAAGCAGAUCCCUAACCCAAGCAACAACAGACCACUGUGCCAUCAACUAGGUGACCUUCAGCUCCGUCAAGUGGAAGCAGGUGGCUGUCUCAAGCAGCAACAGACCACUGUGCCAUCAUCUAGCUCACCUUCAGCUCUGUCAAGUGGAAGCAGGUGGCUGUCCCAAACAACAACAGACCGCUGUGCCAUCAUCUAGCACACCCUCAGCACCGUCAUAUAGAAGCUGAUCACCGUCCCAAGUAACAGACCACUGUGCCAUCAUCUAGCACACCCUCAGCAACCGUCACAUAGAAGCUUAUCACCGUCCCAAGCAACAACAGACCACUGUGCCAUCACCUACAUGUACAUGUAGCUCAACCCCAGCACUGUCAAGUGCAAACCGAUCGCCGUCCCAAGCAAAACAGACCACUGUGCCAUCAUCUAGCACACCCUCAGCUCUGUCAAGUGGAAAGAGGUCACUGUCCCAAGCAAAACAGACCACUGUGCCAUCAUCUAGCUCAGACCAAUGUACCAUCAUCUUGCAUCAGAGUUUUGGGUGUUUUCUGAUUACAGUAGAAUAACACACUUGAAAACCAAAAAUUUAUGUAAUUCAAUUAAACUAUUAGUGCUUGAUAGCUUUGUUAGAAUUGUUAGAUUGAGUGCAAAUGACAUUCUUCAUCUAUUGGAGAAAUCUGUAUCUAACGAAGUUAAAGCAUUUGAACCAAAACAGCCUAUUUGAGUUUGGUCCAUAUUCCUGCCUGGCAUGGUGGAAGGUGAAUCCGAUGCUUUGAUGGAAAUGAUACUUCAGCUGUCUGUAUCUGCAGAGCCCAAUGUGAUAGAACUCACUUAAAUAUCGAUGUAAUGUCAUGUACUCUACCUGUACCAAAGUACAUAGGUAUAUCAUAGCAAUUUGUAAAAAUGUGCAACUACAUAAACUUCUUGAAAUGCAUAGUAUUAAUCAGUGAUCACAUUGUAAAGAUUUCUGUUGUGAACAUUUUUCACUGAUUGCCUCAUUUUGUUACAACAGUCAUAUUGAAAUACCCUUCAGUGUUGAAUUGUAACGAAGAAGUACUCACUGAAAGGUACUUCACAAGAGUAAUGUAAAUUGAAGUUAUACAUGUAAGUACAAAUUAAACAAACUUGUAGGUUGUGAGAUGUAAAAAUGCAGCUUUUACAGGUUCACAACUUUGGAAUUUGCCAUCCUAGAUUUUAUCAUUGGGCUUGCUGGUCAAAAGUGUGCAACUGUGCAGGGGUCAUCUUUGGGAUCACUGGCAAAAAAUGUUUCUUGUGCAUCAUUGUAGUACAUGUAUUUACUUACAUCAAUUUGACAUCUUGAAAAAUGCCUGAAUAUAUCACUUGCCAAUCUGGUAAACUCAUCACCCUCCCAGUUAGCACUGUGACAUAAAAUUGUGUUGUACCCUGUACAUCUGUCACAACUUUAAUGUAUUAAAGUUUCAAAUGAUCACAAUUUUACCAAAAUGUAAAAUAUGGAAGAUAAUCAUAAAAGAAAUAGAUACUUGAACCUUUGUGGCAUUGCUUAAGAUCUUGCACCAAAUUUACCCAUAUUUGCCAGACAUUUUGUUUUUAAAUCUUAAAUUCAUGUGAAAUUUUAAAUUUAGUCACUUUUAUUGCUGAAUGUUUUUGGUUUAUUUUUUCCCUGUGCUUCCAUGCAGCUGUACAGUAAAUUUUUUAAUCCUUAGGAAAGUUGGAUGCUAUCGCCUAAGUUGCCAGACUCUGAGACAGCAUUGAAAAACAAACAGAAAGUUCCUCGUAUCCAGAAAUUGGGAAUCAGAUUAGAAAUGUGUCCUUGUAUUCACAGAAAGAAACCAUUUUCUUUGAGUUUCUAGUUCCUCCUUGGCCAAAAAAACAUCAAAACUACUACAUGUACAUGUCUACUAUAGUUGGCCAAAUAAAAGUGGGUAUGAAUGGUUUGUGUGUCAGCAUUGAUUGUUCAAAAAUUAUAAUCUAAGCUCAAAUCAGAGUCCAUUUUGGAAAUUAUUUUUUUUUCUGGUUUGUUUGUGUAAUGCGCAAGUGACAACUUUUGCUGUAAGACAAGUCAAAGAGUGACUGUUAAACCACAAACUGUUUAUUCUUGAGCACAUCACAAACCACGGUUGGUCCAAGAUCAUGGUACUGAAGCAAACCUACCAUGGAGAUAUUCUUCUUAGGUUAAUUACACAUUGUUUUGCACAGAUGUCUAGGUGUGAGAUGCCUCAAUCUUAGAUUGCAUUGUUGACUUUAACAACUUUUCUUGUAUUUGGUAAACAGGGUUUUAGUUCAGACAUUUCAACAGUAAAAAAUUUGCAUGUCAGGUUCAGAGCAUUAUCAUGUAGUCAGAAAAUUCCAAUUUGUUUUUAGAAGGGCUUGUAGGUGAUUAUAAACCAAACAUGAAUUUUAUGCAUUGAAGGAACUUGAUUCUUACAUCUUCCGAAUCUAAAAAUAUGAUUGUUUGACACUGGCCCCGACUGUUAUUCCCAUUUCCCUUUGCAGACUGAUGGUCAGUGUAAAGGUUUUUGGGGAAGAUCAGGAUUUUGUUAGAAGUUUUUUCUUUAAAAGCAGUGACCUCUUGGGAGAUUUUCCCAGUUGGUUAAGAAAGUUUAUCAAUUUAUUAAAUUUGUGAGGUUACAUGGAUUGUCACUGUUUAAAAACACUUCUUGCAGAAAAUUCUUUCUUAUUAAAUGUUCUUUAUCAGUUGAAAUAUAAUAUUUGUCAGACUUGCUUAAAACAUCAUGCCAUCACUGCUUGAUGGGCCACCGUCAUGUGUAAGACUUUGUAGAUGUACUUCCCAGCCAUGUUUCAUGACCGCAUUAUGCUUUGAUGGACAGCUUGUGUCUGUAGAGAAAACUGGAAUAACCAUCUUCAAAUACAUCGCCCUUUACAUUCAUUACGUGUAGGGUAUCAGUGCCAUGCAUGUUGGAGUUUAGUCCUUUUUUACAUUCUGAACAUGGUCUGUGAUUGGACAAAGACUAUACCUUUGUGAUGUCAUUGUUCAUUGUAUAGAUAAACUGUGCAUUGGUCCUGUAAGGUGUUAAUUAACUGAAGAGAUAUUGUAAAUAUAUGUAUGUGACACUAGCUACUUAAAUGGCAAUUUGGGAAAGGUUUGUUUUGUCUUGCUGUUAUAUUGGACAUGGAAUAUGACUUUGCAGGCAGAUUGAUGACUAGAUUUGUUUUAUUUCUGUACAAAUUUGGUUCUGUUCAAUGUUUUUUGUUCAUAGCAAGCUUUUGCGGCCUUGGUUUCUUUUACAUUCAAGGUGUUGAUGGUUUCGUACAUUAACUUUUUCCAUGAGGCCUGAUAUUUGAGUUUUUUAAUUGAUUAGAAGUAGUAAUUCAAACUUGCUAUACAGAACCAAUCAGCUACAGUUAUUUGCUACAAGCUUAUUUGAUUGGCUGAGAACAAUCAUGUGUUGUUGCAUUUGGCUCAUGGGCUUGUUGUAUAAGUCAUGUAAAUAGCAGCAAAUACAAUAAAGAUUAGUGUCAGUUGAAA